Molecule: messenger RNA, 1146 nt
Organism: Papilio polytes (common Mormon)
Lineage: Eukaryota; Metazoa; Arthropoda; Insecta; Lepidoptera; Papilionidae
Product: serpin B4-like
Exons: 8
Coding region: 90-938 (282 amino acids)
Source: RefSeq, a predicted model, not a curated record
UAUUUCGUGUUACAUUUAAGUAAAGUAAUAAUUUCCAACGUCCCGUAAUCUAUACUACUAUUAUAAUUAGGAAAGAUUUAUUCUUUAGUAUGUAUUCACGUAAAAACAACUGGGCCGAUUUUAAAAAUAUUUUCACCAUUAGAAAGCUAGGUACAUUGGUUGUAAACACAAUGGCAAAGAAUUGGAUAUCAUCUCCUCUUGGCAUUCAUUUUCUUUUACACUUACAUGGGCAACGCGCCGGGAAAUGUUUUAAUAUAUUUGACAGGGUCAGAGACAUUCUUAAACAUAAAAAAGAGUUUGUCAUUAAAAAUAAAUUAUUCUUGAAUACUUCAGAUGUUGAGUUAAAAGCUGUUGUGGAAAAAUGGGCGAAUGAAUAUGCAAAGUUUGAAUUCCAAACAAAGAAAUAUAAUAUUCCUGAUGAUAAAGCCUUCUUAACUAAUAUUUGUAUGUAUAAGGGUGCCUGGAAGAGUCCAAUGGUCAAAGUGCACAAUUCCUUUAGUUAUACUGAAGAUAUUAAGUAUGAAGUUAGGAUACUUGAGGUGUGCUCUUGUGAUGAUGACGUGUCAUUCGCAAUCGUGGUGCCUAAUGAGACAGACGUGUUAUGUCACCUUGUGCAGAAGUUACAUGAGGAAGGCUUGUCGGCUGCUGUGGCCACUAUACAGCCUGCUUUCACAGCAACAUGCAGACAAAACUUACCGACUUUUAAGUUCAAAUCAAACAUUGAUAUACGGGAUCAGCAGGAUACCAAAAUAACACAAUCUGGCUGUGUUACAGUGAAUCAAAGUGGAAUUGAUAUCAAAGUUUUAACCUGCUUACUUCUUGGCAAAGAAACUAAAAUUCACAACUUUCCGAGACUUUCCAAUGUUCAUUCAAAUUGUUUUAGUUUUGCACUUGUAUGUAAUGAUGUGCCAAUUUUUACUGGUCAAGUUAUUCCAUAGGGAAUAAGUUUCCGUUAUGACUGCGUGUACACUUACAGCAAUUGUCAUUGCUGAUGCCACAAAAGAUGACUGUUCUGAGCAACUUAUUACCGCAGAGUAGAUAAUAGGUCAUUAAUCAGUAAAUUAAUGUAAGAUUUCUCAGUAUUGCUGAAGAUAACAAAGAGAUGGAGAUUAAAACAAAUAUCAAUAAAGAUGUUAUAUAUUUAAA